AUGGAUCCAACUAUGUCCAUCACCACCGUCGGUAGCACAGUUAGCUCCGCCAGUCAGGUGAUGUUGCGAUUCACCGAAUUCGAUUAUGCCAUUUUCGUUGUUCUGCUCGCCAUUUCCGUGGUGAUUGGAGUGUACUUUGGGUUCUUUUCGAAAAUUAAACAGAACAAUGUGGAGGAGUAUCUGCUCGGGGGGAAAUCUAUGCCGAAGUUCCCGGUGGCAGCUUCCCUGAUAGCAACGUCUGUAUCAGGCAUCACACUGUUGGGUCUGCCAUCGGAAAUCUACAGCUAUGGAACGCAGAUAUGGUUGUUCGUUUUUUCAGCUAUUGUCCUCGGGCUGGCCAUGCACUUCAUUUACCUGCCGGUAUUCCACGACAUGCAGCUGACCUCAUGCUUCUCCUAUUUGGAGCUACGAUUCGACCGGAUCGUGCGAAUAACUGCAAGCUUCGUGUAUGCACUGUCCACGCUAUUCCUUAUUCCGGUGGUUAUUUACGUUCCGGCAUUGGCAUUCAGUCAGGUUUCCGGUGUUAAUCUACAUCUGAUAACGUUGAUCCUGUGUAUCAUUUGCGUGUUUUACACUACGAUUGGUGGCCUAAGGGCAGUCAUUUGGGCCGAUACGGUGCAAUUUUUGCUGAUGUUGGUGGCAAUUUUUGCCAUCAUUGCGUUGGGACUUGUCGACGUUGGAGGCUGGUCUGAGGUGUGGAACCGAGCACAGCGCGGUGGUCGAUUGCUUUUGUUUGAAUUCAAUCCCGACCCUACACUGAGGACAACCUUUUGGAGUAUCACCAUAGGAAUGACAACCAACUGGCUCGUGGUAUUUGGUAUCAACCAAGCAUGCAUCCAACGUUUUCUUGCCGUUCCAACAAAGGAUGCUGCGAAAAAUUCGCUAAAAAUCUACAUCGUCGGACUAAUCGUUAUCAAUUCGUUGGCGUGCUUCAUCGGCCUACUGAUCUAUGCCAAAUAUGAAGAGUGCGAUCCUAUAACUACAAAACAGGUGCAGAAACUGGACCAAGUUGUCCCGUUCUAUGUGAUGGACGCUGGUGGCAAGAUCCCAGGAUUGCCCGGUUUGUUCAUAGCGGGAGUAUUUUCAGCUGCCCUGUCUACGAUGUCUUCCGGAUUGAACACCCUGGCCGGUACUAUCUACGAAGACUUCAUUCGCCCGUGCCAUCCUCAUGCCACGGAUCGAUCGUCCAGCGCAGUUAUGAAGGUGAUCGUAGUGAUUCUUGGGGCGUUGGUAAUAGUUUUAGUUUUCAUCGUGGAAAAGCUAGGGUCAAUUGUGCAAAUGGCCAUUUCAUGCACCGGAGUCAUGUCCGGUUCAAUACUGGGGAUGUUCACCAUCGGAAUGGUCUCGACUAAAGCAAACACGAAAGGUGUUGUCUCGGGUGUCGUGGCUUCCAUCAGUUGCAUGAUCACGCUCUGGAUCUCUGCCUUAGGAAAGUUGAAGUAUGACUUCCUACCGCUUCGAAACGACGGAUGCGAUGAAACUAUACUCGAACUGCUGCACAAUUCAACAACUACAACGCCUAUUCCACCGACGAUGGCAGACGAACAGCUUCCCUUCAUAUUCCGAAUCAGCUUCAUGUACUACUCUCCUAUUGGUUUGCUGAUCUUCUGGAUCGUGGCCUAUCCCGUCAGUCUUUGCACCGGAGGAGGAAAGGUUACUGACCAGCGGUUACUGACACCGUUUUUCAGAAGGAAAGAUGAGAUUAAAUCCAACGUCGAAUUACGCGUGGAGAUGGAGGGAAAUGGCUUGCUGAAUGAUGUAACAAAAGAUAAGAUCUGAUAAGCUUUAAGAGUCGGUGACAAUUUAGGAAGCAAUAAAAUGCAAUCUCAACAUGAAUUAAGUACGUUGUGACGUUAUUUGGGGGAUGUGUCCAGACUGAAGUCAAUUUGGUCUUAUCUGUUAUCUGCGGGAGC
Ochlerotatus camptorhynchus is the source of this 1913-nucleotide messenger RNA. Its product is annotated as sodium-coupled monocarboxylate transporter 1-like. Gene Ontology annotation, molecular function: symporter activity. Bases 1 to 1779 code for a protein of 592 amino acids. Gene Ontology annotation, cellular component: membrane. The transcript is spliced from 4 exons. The record is from RefSeq and is a predicted model, not a curated record. Gene Ontology annotation, biological process: transmembrane transport; sodium ion transport. NCBI's taxonomy places the organism in Eukaryota, Metazoa, Arthropoda, Insecta, Diptera, Culicidae.